Messenger RNA from Dracunculus medinensis (Guinea worm), 1362 nucleotides. The record is from the annotation of a GenBank genome assembly. NCBI's taxonomy places the organism in Eukaryota, Metazoa, Nematoda, Chromadorea, Rhabditida, Dracunculidae.
AUGUUGCAAGCAAUUCUCCUUCUCCUUGUUGCUAUUCCGGUUACAAAUUCACAUACUCCCAUUCAAUUACCUGAUGCGCCGGACAAUGAUGUAGUACAGUAUUCUGGAUACCUGCAUGUUAGUGAUGAUCGUCAUGCUCAUUAUAUGCAAGUUUUUAUUGUAUUCACGGUGGCAGAAAGCGAUCCUAAUUCUAAACCAGUUGUGGUUUGGUUUGCUAGUUCACUGGGAUACUCGCUAUUGCACCAAUUUUUCUUUAUGUUUGGUCCUUAUAUAAUUAAUACUUCAAAUGGCUCAUUAGUAAGAAAUGAUAAUGCAUGGAGUAAGGUCACUAAUCUUCUUUUCAUCGAUUAUCCCGUUCACGCUGGAUUCUCGUAUGGCCGUGAAAGAAAUGAGACCAACGAUGUUUAUACUAUAAGAGACCUUACAUACGAGUUACUUAUACAAUUUUUCGAAGAGUUUCCAGAUUUUAAGGCGAAUGAUCUUUAUAUUGGCGGCUCUAGUGGAACUGCCCAAUAUGCACCACUUCUUGCAUUAAAAAUCAAAGAGAAUACAACAGAAAAUCAAAUCAAUCUACGAGGAUUAUUUAUUGGGAAUGCUUUGUUUAAUUUGGUAGAGAGCUUCAUUGACUUAAUAGUGCAGAUGCACAGCCUUGGCCUAGUCGACGAAAGGGAUUAUCAAAUUGCUCAAAGAGACUGUUGUAAUGGGACUUUCGAUGAAUGCAAUUUUAGUUCUGCUACUGAUGUUGAAUUCUGCGGUGAUUUCAUUUCUCAAAUCAUCUCUACUAGACGGGAAUCUGGUUUAAAUAUGUAUAAUUUAAUUGAAAAAUGUAAAAACGAUACUGAAAUCGUGAAUGUUACCAAGAACAACGAUUUUUCUGGAAGCAUUACAAGUUCGGCAUUUACUAUAAAUCAUUUUAUAGAGAAAUCCGAUCUCGAAUGCAUUGACGAAACUCCGUAUAGUUCUUAUUUAAACAGAGUAGAUGUUCGACAAGCUUUGAAUAUACCCGAUAAUGUUCGACCGUGGGAUAUGUACAGAAAAGUUCCAUACAAAAAUUUAAUGCUUGACGAUAUUUAUGAAGUGGUCGCCGAGGUUGUUGAUUCUAAUUUACGUAUAUUUUUAUUUGGUGGCGAUUUGUCUUUAACAGGACCUAUGCUUCACUCACAGCGAUUUGCAGCCAAACUUGGAUAUGAAAGAACAUCUAAAAUGACGCCGUUUUUCGUUGAAAGCGAUCGAGUAGCAGGUCAUCAUACCCAAUAUAAUCUAAUUGAAGUGGUAUCAAUAUUGACAUCUGGACAAUAUGGUUCGGGAAGAAAUGCCGAGACACUUUAUGCUUUACAGGCAUUUCUCAGCAAUGGAAAUUAA